Molecule: messenger RNA, 345 nt
Organism: Aspergillus bombycis
Lineage: Eukaryota; Fungi; Ascomycota; Eurotiomycetes; Eurotiales; Aspergillaceae
Exons: 1
Coding region: 1-345 (114 amino acids)
Source: RefSeq, a predicted model, not a curated record
AUGACACUCGAUGGAGGGGUCAUACCCGGACUUUUUAUCGUGGCCUCCAGUUGUCCCGACUACCGUGUUCGCCUGCGCGCAAUCCGGUCUCUCCUGGCCUGGCCGCAUUGCGAAGGCUGGGCAAACUCGAAUUUAGCUGCGUCUCUCACACUGGAGUCUCUCAAGGUAGAAAUGGCCAGAGAGAAUCAAAAACGCAUACAGAAGGUGGCCGAAGUGGUCAACAACAGAGAUGACAAUUAUCUCUUGGAUACUCUCAAAUCCGUUGAGACUAUUGCGGACUGGUCCCCCGUCCGGGGCUUUAAUGUACACCUCCCAAUCAGAAAAACGACCAAAAAUUCGAGGUGA